This is a messenger RNA of Stylophora pistillata, 1290 nucleotides long. RefSeq names its product neuropeptide FF receptor 1-like. Gene Ontology annotation, cellular component: membrane. Lineage: Eukaryota; Metazoa; Cnidaria; Anthozoa; Scleractinia; Pocilloporidae. The record is from RefSeq and is a predicted model, not a curated record. Gene Ontology annotation, biological process: G protein-coupled receptor signaling pathway. Gene Ontology annotation, molecular function: G protein-coupled receptor activity.
CUUCUCCGUGUAACUGAAAGGUUCCAUUAGUUUCCAAAUCAAAUAUUGUAGGCUUUCAAGCAAAGAAAUUUGUAAUGCAUCAGGAAAUGGUGUUUGGCCUUCUGGCUCUGCCCCCAUCCAAAUCCUUAUUACCUGUUUAAAAGCCUUGAUAACUAAAACUUGUACUUUGCUUUGGUUGUAGCUUGAAUAACCCAAACUAUGCAGCAUAAGACAAAUUACGUGCUGAAUAAAAGACAUGGUUAAUAACACGGAGAAAACAAAAACUGUAGUGCCUUUUGAUUCCAUUGACUACGUUCAACUUGCGAUUUACCCCGUUAUUCUUCUGUUUGGAUCAAUCGGCAACAUUCUGGUAAUACUCGUGAUAUGGAACAAGAAAAGACACCGGAAAAUCAACGACUACUUCAUUCUCAAUCUGGCGAUUAGUGACUUUUGGAUGGUCACAAUCAGCAUCUCCGUGGAUUUCUUCUUAAAGUUCCGCGAAUUUCCCUUCGGCGACUUGCUCUGCAAAGGAGUCUGGCCUCUAAUGACGAUGUGUUUAUUCGCAAGUGUGUUCACGCUGACAUACAUGGCGACAGAACGCUGGCACACCAUCGUGAAACCGCUGGCUCCAAGGCUCACAGUCACCAAAGUUUUAUGGGUCCUGUUUUUUACCUGGAUCGCAGGACUUGGGUGUGUUUCGCCCCUAACGGUAGUUGCCCACCAGAGAGGACGCCGUUGCACAGAAACCUGGCCUAGUUUCGCUAUGCGACAAGCAUAUACAGUCGCAGUUGUUUCGUUACAAUACGCCCUCCCCCUUUUUGUUAUCACAAUCGCUUACGCAAGAAUCGGUAUUUUCUUGAAGCGCCGCUCCCGCCUAAAAAUUUCGGACUCCAGCAAGCGCUCGGCUGCGGUGCUUCGUAGACAAGCAAACAACGCCAAAAUCAACAAAAACCUGCGCAUGAUAGUCACUCUUUUUGCCAUUUUUAUGUUGCCCAAACAAGUGUUAUGGCUUUGGUUAGACUUUGGCAACGGUGGGGAUUUCGAGCACUUUUCUGAUGUCCUGAGUUUCAGUGAGUUUCUGCUGUAUAUUCACAGUUCUACCAAUCCAGUCGUGUACGGUACUAUUUUGCAAGAAUAUCGUUCAGGGAUUUGCCAUUAUCUGAGGCGCAUAUUUCCUUUUUUGAGAUCCAGUUGUACCAGUGGCAUUCAAGUUCAUCCUGAGUCAAAAUUGAAAACUAACAAUAACAGUAACUCUAUGGCUCUGACAAGCUGAAAGUCAUUCCACCAAUAAGAAAGCUACAGGGGAUUACC